CAUGUUGUCUUCACAAAAAAGCAGAAAUUGUUAUAAAAAAAUUCACAAUACAGUGAUAAAAUAAUAUAUUCAGUGUGCAAAAAAAAAAAAAUUAUAGAAAAUUUAUCAUAUUUAUUUAUUGCAUUAACUCAUUUCAAGAUGUCGGUCGUUUCGUCGAGGGUCAGUAGUGUGGCCUCUAUUUUAAAAACUCCUGGUUCUAGAUCAUCACUUCUUAAUCAACCGAAGCGAAUUCGUUUCAAGCUUCCAGAUGAUCUUAAAAAUGUUCUUCUGAAUUUUGAAACCGAUGCUUAUUGCCAAACGUAUAAAGAUUUGGUAUGCAUAUUACGAGAUUCAGUUUUAAAGGACAACGAACUGCUUUCUUUAUUAACUGAUAUACGUCAAUGUAUAUCGUUGCUCGAUGAAAGACACAAAUUGUUAAUCGAAGCUUUAUUGAAUAUACCAUGGACAAAUCGAAGUUUAGAAGUAACUUCAGCCUACAAAAAAUUUGUAGAAGAUCUAAUGUGUGUACAUGUUUAUCACUCAAAGUUUGUGAUGGAAAAACUAAUUCUAAGACUUAAACCGGCAAAUGCGUCAGAUCCUGAGUGGGAAGAUGGAAAACCUAGAACUGAGGAUGUACAAAGAUUAAAUCAUGUUCACGAUAUUCUUCGAAAAUUUUUAACCGUUAUUCCUAUGUCCCAAGAUCUUUUGUUGCAAGUGCUAACAUCAGCAUAUCCUCACAUAUCUGCUGGGACUCAUUCACACGAAUUAUACGUAUACGCUUUACUUCAAAUUGUAGAAUAUGCACCUUAUCUUCGAAGGAGCAUACUGCAUUUAAUAGUUCACAGGUUAGUAGAACUGGACGCGAGCGCUUCGCCUUCAGAAAUUCAUGCCCACGAAGAAGACGAAAUGGAGGAGGACAACGAAAUCAACGGUGCAAUAUUUAGUCUAGACGAUUCGACAGAAAAGAAACUGUCAACACCUCAAAAACGCCAACCCAUGAAACAUCCGGCUGCUCGAACUCUCGACGCCUGUAUCGAGCAGAUGUUUGACUACAUCCACGAGACGUGUCAUGUUGAUGGAAAAAUUGAUGUCGAUUCUCUCCGCGGUGUCUACAACGACCUCCUCCACAUUUUCGAAGAACUCAUCCUUCCCACUUGUGGACACCACGUUCAGUUUCUCCUUUUUUAUGUCUGCAGCUUCAAAGUGGCAGUUGCCGAGGCAUUUGUAAAAUUUCUCUGGCAAAAGGUUUCGAAUCCGAAUGUGCCAUACUUUUUGCGACAGCAGGCAGUCGCUUAUAUUGUGAGUUUGUUGGCGAGGGCGACAUUUAUCCCGCUCAGUUUACUUCAGGGUGUCCUGUCCGAAAUGGCCGCUUGGGUGCAUGCUUACAUUUGCUCCCAAGAUAUGAUGGAAUGUGCCAAUAGCGAUGUACGAGUUCAUGCUGUAUUUUUUGCCAUUUGUCAAGGGAUGUUUUAUCUGAUAGCGUUCCGGCACAAGGAUAUGACAAAUGGAAAGAAAAAUCUCCUCUUUUUACAAGGCCUCAACCUGAACAAAAUUGUCAGCUGCAGACUGAAUCCCUUGAAGGUCUGCCAGCCGGCCGUUGUCCAAAAUUUUGCAGCAGUAACCAGAAAGUACCAACUUGCUUAUUGCUACACAGUGAUUGAACACAAUGCUCGCAACAAUCUUCCCAUCUACCAAAUGGGAAAUGUCACGACGAUCACUCUCGAUCCGUUUUUCCCGUUUGAUCCUUACCUGUUGCAGUGGAGCGAGCAUCGAAUAAGUCCUCUCUAUUACAGCAGUCAGUGUAUGACUUUAAGUGUGGAAAGCCCGAAGAACAAUCAGUACGAGGAUGAGGACGACUUUAUGGACGAAUCCUUCUCGACUGACUCCAGUUCCCAUAGUUACGUUGACAAAUUUUCAUAUGGAACUUCACCAGGAUUUAUACAAACGUAAAAAUGUAAUAUUUCCUUAUCUUUCGUAAUAAAAAUAUUAAAAAAAAA
Messenger RNA from Belonocnema kinseyi, 1976 nucleotides. RefSeq names its product RNA polymerase I-specific transcription initiation factor RRN3 (gene Tif-IA). Gene Ontology annotation, cellular component: nucleus. The record is from RefSeq and is a predicted model, not a curated record. Gene Ontology annotation, biological process: transcription initiation at RNA polymerase I promoter. The coding region runs from base 139 to 1929 and encodes 596 amino acids. Lineage: Eukaryota; Metazoa; Arthropoda; Insecta; Hymenoptera; Cynipidae. The transcript is spliced from 7 exons. Gene Ontology annotation, molecular function: RNA polymerase I general transcription initiation factor activity; RNA polymerase I core binding.